Colletotrichum karsti is the source of this 2127-nucleotide messenger RNA. Its product is annotated as methyltransferase domain-containing protein. The transcript has 6 exons. The record is from RefSeq and is a predicted model, not a curated record. Lineage: Eukaryota; Fungi; Ascomycota; Sordariomycetes; Glomerellales; Glomerellaceae. Bases 1 to 2127 code for a protein of 708 amino acids.
AUGCUCCGUCUGGACUCGGACAAGGUCUUCUCCGACUUGACGGCAAAGAUCUUGCCCUGGCUCAUGAUCCUCAUGCUCCUCAUCUUCAUCAUCGUCACUCUCUUCUUCAGCAUCACCAACAAGGAGCCCAUCCCCAGAGAGGCGACCUUCGCCCUCGUGGGCAUCUCAAGCAUCUUCAUCGGCCUCUGGCUACUGGGUCUCCUGAACGUGAGCAGGAGCAGGAGCAGGAGCGUCGGGAGACACAGCGGGAACAAGAUCGACUACAAGAGCAACAACAGCAAGAUGAGCGAGUUCGACAGCAGCAACAACGAGAACAUGACCAGCGGAUUCAACAACACGAUCGUUCACAGCAUCAGCAGCAAGAACAGCAACAAAACGAGCGACGUAGACAGCAGGGACAGCAACAACAAGAUCGACGACUCGAGCCACCACAUCAACAGCAACAUCGAAAUCGACAGCAACAGCAGCAGCGACAAUCGAACCAGCCGCACCACCAACGCAAACAGCAGGUUAGUCGAAUUCCAAUACACUGCGGCCGAGAACAACGAGAACAACGAUCACGGCCCCAAAAUCCACCAGCGUCGAAGUUUCCUGCCGGACCCAGACCAGAACCACCGCGACGUUCACAAUCGCAACAACGAGGGCGCUCUCCACAGACCCAACUCGAGCCUUCAGUCAACUCCGACGAGCAAAAAGUUCAACCGCCGCUCUUCCAGCAACCCGUCUAGGCGCACUUCACCACACGGCUCGAUCACGCAUGGGACUUCCGAGCAGGGUUCGCUGUCGAUGCGACGCCAGCGGCGCAGGUCGGAUUUGCAACGGCGCAACCACAGCACGCCGCCGCCUUCGAGAGAUGGUCAACUCGAAGUGGAGGCCAUGGUUGAAGAUGCUCAAUGGCGUGAGCUCUCGUCCCCUGACACGCAGGCUCGUAUAGAGGCGAUGCCGGCGCCUCUGAAGAUCUCUCGCCCAGGCGGUCCGGAUCCGAAUUCUGGACGCUUAGUACCUCCUGGAUCUAGUGCCAUGACGCAAAGGAACCGAUAUGCUGAGCCGAGACAGCGAACUGGCGAGGGGCAACGCCGGGACCCCGGGCCUUCUCUACAUCGAUACGAUGACAGCCCCGACCUCUCUGAUCCAGGUCCGGCCAUACGCCAGCCACACGCAUACCAACCCGCGGAUCGUCAUCCUCAGUCUCAUACAGAGUCCUGGACCGACACGAUAUCCAAUCUCAACCACCGCAACAUCGACGACGAGCUAGAAUGCGAGGCCUUCGACCACUUCAACAUCUGGACCCCUCUAACCGGAACGCUCCUCCCUCCUACAAUCCUCAAAUCCCUCCUCUCGAAGGAACGGCCCCGGGUCGCGGACAUCGGCACGGGGAGCGGCGUCUGGCUAACAUCCCUCACCGACAUCCUCCCCGUCCGCGCCGAAUUGAUCGGCUUUGACCUCGACCCGCGCAAGUUUCCCCCGCGACCGCCGACGCCUCCGAUCCCACCCCCGCCGUUGUCCCCGCCGCUGAGACCCGUGCAGCCGAGUCUGGAUUUCCGGGUGCAUGACGUGCGGGAACUGUUCCCGGAGGAUCUGCGGGGCACGUUUGAUCUGGUACAUGUCAGAUUAUUGGCGCUGGGGUUGACGACCGCGGAUUGGGACGUCAUCGUGAAGAACUUGGUCGCGCUGCUGAGGCCCGGUGGGUGGUUGCUGUGGGAAGACACGUCGUGGUUGUUUAUUAGGGCGUAUCCCCCGAGCAGAGCGUAUGAUGAAUGGUGGUGGGCCAUCAUGCGGCAUGGCGCGAGUGUUGGAAGGGAUCCUUUCAUACCUUCUGGUCUUGCACAGAAGUUCGAGACUGCCGGGCUGCGAGACUGUGAUCAAAAGAUCUGGAGCACAUGGGCGGCGGAUGGGGGCCUGAGAGACAACACCACGCUUGCUGUCCAGCGUCAGGUCAGGCCCUCGCUGUCGGUGGUGAUCCAGGAUGGCGGUGCGGAGACGAUCAAGACGUCGGGUGAUAUUGAUCGAAUUGAACGGGAGAUCAUGAGAGGCGUUGAGGAAAAGGGGGUUCAGAUGGGUUUGGAAUACUUUUGGAUCUGGGGACAACGACCGUUAAAAGAUUGCGUCAGCAAGCAACUAGAGUGA